AUGUUGAUGCUCAUGUAUAUGAAAUUAAAACCAAUGAUACAUGCGAACACUUUGAAAGUCGCGAAGCACCCUUAUCUCGUUGGUGUACAAACGCCGAACCUCGAGUGUGCUCCGUCGAGACAGGCAAGCAAGAGCACAGAAGUGCAGUUAGCAAGUUCAGCUGUUCGGCAGUUUAUCUUGAGCACCCUCUGUCUCUCCGCAGCUGCUACGUGA
Messenger RNA from Leptosia nina, 213 nucleotides. The record is from the annotation of a GenBank genome assembly. NCBI's taxonomy places the organism in Eukaryota, Metazoa, Arthropoda, Insecta, Lepidoptera, Pieridae.